GUUAUCAGUAUGGUCACAUCGUGUGUAGUGUUAGCUGUUGUGCUAUGUGCACUAGCAGUUGUCGCUGUCGAUAGACUGCAUCCACUCUCUGAUGAAUAUAUACAAGAGAUUAAUUUGAAGCAAAACUCUUGGAAAGCCGGCAGAAAUUUUGGACCUAAUAUCUCUUUGUCAUACAUUAGAUAUCUACUGGGCGUACGCAUUGAUGAAAUUAUUAGUUUACCAAUAAUGAAACAUGACGCCGAACUUAUUGCAAGUCUUCCGGAGACCUUCCACCCGAGUGACAAAUGGCCAAACUGUCCUUCCUUAAACGAGAUCAGAGACCAAGGUGUGUGCGGCAGCUGUUGGGCGUUUGGUGCUGUAGAAGCCAUGACGGACCGGUACUGUAUACACUCCAAUCAGACACAAAAUUUCCAUUUCUCAGCUCAAGACCUUUUGAGUUGUUGUGAAUAUUGUGGGUCGGGUUGCAAUGGAGGUUCACCACAGUCAGCUUGGCUCUACUGGAAGUACUAUGGUAUUGUGUCAGGAGGAAAUUACAACUCAAGUUUGGGCUGUCAGCCAUACGGAAUCGCUGCCUGUGAACACCACGUACCAGGCCCGUUGCCACAGUGUAACGGUUCAGUUCCCACUCCAAAAUGCGAAAAGUCUUGUGAAUCUGGUUACGAUACAGAAUACGAAACGGACAAACGCCGCGGUAAAGAAGUUUAUGCAUUAAGAUCUAACGAGGAAGACAUAAAAGCUGAACUAUUCAAAAAUGGUCCUGUUGAAGCUAGCUUUGGUGUAUACUCAGAUUUUCCUCAUUAUAAGCAUGGAGUUUAUGUAAAAUUACCAAACGCCACACGUCUUGGAGGACACGCUAUUAAAAUAUUAGGUUGGGGAGUGGAGAAUGGUCAGAAGUAUUGGCUUGCUGCUAACUCUUGGAAUUCAGACUGGGGCGAUAAAGGAUUCUUUAAAAUACUACGCGGAGAAAACCACUGCGGUAUAGAAAAUGGAGUUGUAGCAGGUAUACCCCUUAUACAAUGAAAUGCAUUGUGAAAAAAUGAAUAAUUUGCAUUAUUGUUUUAACAAUAAACAAAUGGGCAUAUA
Messenger RNA from Helicoverpa zea (corn earworm), 1083 nucleotides. RefSeq names its product cathepsin B-like. The transcript has a single exon. Gene Ontology annotation, biological process: regulation of catalytic activity. The record is from RefSeq and is a predicted model, not a curated record. Gene Ontology annotation, molecular function: cysteine-type endopeptidase activity. NCBI's taxonomy places the organism in Eukaryota, Metazoa, Arthropoda, Insecta, Lepidoptera, Noctuidae. The coding region runs from base 10 to 1020 and encodes 336 amino acids. Gene Ontology annotation, cellular component: lysosome.